AUGAAUUUCGAUAGGGACACAAAGCAAGCGAAGCAGCAGAUCGAACAAGAUCCGCGACUGACGACACAUGCUUUAGCAGCGCUGCUCGGGUGCUCCCAUAUCAUGGUAGAAAAACAUUUGGCUGAUCUUGGCAAGAGCUGGAAAUAUGGAGUAUGGAUUCCACACGGAUUAUCGCCGUAUCAGCUUCAGUCAAGGGUGGAUACGUGUAUAGAUUUAAUCACAUUUCAUCGUAAUCAUCAAUGGCUGCGCAAUCUUGUCACUGGAGAUGAGAAAUGGGUGCUCUAUGUUAACCAUACACGCCGACGACAAUGA
Adineta ricciae is the source of this 312-nucleotide messenger RNA. The record is from the annotation of a GenBank genome assembly. Lineage: Eukaryota; Metazoa; Rotifera; Eurotatoria; Adinetida; Adinetidae.